GUUUUGCAGGGAACAGGGCUCAGGGAUGUGGGGGUGUGGGGACACCUGGCUUCCUCUCUUGGGGUGACUCAGGGUGGGGGGACAGGCUGCUGGAGCAGUGGGGUCUCCGUCCUCCUCCACCACAGGAUGUGGGUGCCUGCAGGCUGUACCAAACCUGGGUUCCCCUGUGGGCCUGGGGCACCCCACACAGCUGAGGCUGGCCCCGCUUCCUGGCCCCACACUGGACCCAAGGGGCAGAUUUCAGCCCAGAGGCUUUGGGGGUCCUGGCUGACCCCAGCCAAGAGCGGGGGCUGCAGGGGGUGGGUCAAGAUCCAGCCAUAUCCCACCGGCAGCUGCUCACGUCAACUUUGGGGCUCUCUGUUCCCUGCGCUCUGCCGCAGGGACGGUCCUGAGCUGGGGAGGGCUGCAGGGACGAGGGGCUGAGGCAGCCCCUGGGCCCAGGCAUGUCGCCGGGAGAAGCCAGAGGCUCAACCUGCCCCAGACCCCUCAAGCUGCCUGAGCCCAGUCCCAGCGAGGUGCCAGCCGGGGGGUGCAUGUGCCCUGUGCCCUGCACUGGCAGCUCCUGGGCACGCCAGCUCCAGUCCAUGCCAUGGGGACCCGUGUGGUGCCCUGAAGAAGCCCCCGGCACACUGUGCUCAGGGCGGCUGCCAACUGUCCCUGUGCCCUGGCUGGGCAUCAGCGUCCCACCGUGCCCAGCACUGGCACCCAUCACCCUCCAGCAGCACCGUGGCCCCCCCAGGUGGUCCGUGACCAUCCUGCCUAUUGAGGGACAAAGGCGGAGAAGUGCCACCACUUGCCCCGGCCAUCCUCAGGUGCAGGGCUGGGGCAGCAGUGCCAUGCCAGGGGGGCUGUGUCCUGUGCCCCAGGGCACCGGGGUGCCGGAGGGGCUUGUCUCGGGGCGCCAGCUGACCCCACCAUGAUACCCUCUCACCCCGCCGGGGCGAGCCGGCAGUUCCUGCCCCACCGGCAACGCACACCGUAAUUAGUGCAGGCAGGGCGGAAGCAUCAGUGAUAAUUGGUGGUGACUCGUUACCGUUGGAGCGCCAUGUGCCCAGGGUGCAGCAGGACUUUCCGGCAGGGCUGGUCUGCAGUGUCGGCUGGCACUCCGGUGCGCCGGCUGCCGUGCGGGGCCUGGCUGGCUCCCUGCCGCCAGAGCGGGGCCGGGGCUGGGUGCGGGGGCGAGCACCGUCAUCACCUUUGCUUCAUGCCACAGCACGCCCCGGCCCCACCAACCCCUUGUAAAAGGCACGGCUGCGGGCUGGUGUCGGGGCGCUGCCGGCACAGACGGUGAGAGCACAGGGACUGUGCGGAGGUGGGCAAAGGAGAGGCAGAGGACAGGGGAUAAGGGGGUACCAGGGGUCCCCUUGGCUGGCCAGGCUUUCCCGUAGCGCCCACGCGACCCCACGCGAGGUGACUUGACGUGCGUCGUGCCCUUGCACAGGCAGGCGCCCGCAACACCAUGAACCGGAUCACGGUGUACGAGCGUGCCAACUUUGAGGGGCUGAGCCGGGAGUUCACCUGCGACGUGCCCGACCUGCAUGAGCUGGAUUUUGGGGACUGCAUCGCCUCCCUGAAGGUAGUGGGGCAGCCCUGGAUCGCCUACACGGACCCCAAGUAUGAAGGGGAGCCGCACGCCUUUGAGGAGGGCGAGUACCCCUCCGUGGGGCGGCCCAACAGCUUCUCGGCGCUGCGUCUUGUGCACCAUGACCUGGGGGACCCCCAGAUCACCCUCUACGAGCAUCCCAAUUUCCAAGGCGCCUGCAAGGUGGUGACGGAGGAGACCAACUUGGCAUACGGGUACUUCAAUGACCGGGUGGCCUCUCACGUAGUGCAGCGAGGGGUCUGGCUGCUCUACCAGCACCCUGGUCGUGGUGGUUGGCACUGCCUGGCAUGGCCCGGCGAGCGUCUCGCCGACUACAAACUCGAGCUGAACUUCCAGGCUCGGCUGUCCCACCUGCGCCCGCUGCGACCCGGGCGGCCCCUGGUCUCGGCGCGUCUCCUCUGGGAGCAGAAGCGGGUGGAGGCAGAGCGGGAGGUGCUGGUGGAUGAGAUCGAAGGGGUGAACGAGACGGAGUCAGAGCAGGCACUGGCGGCCAGCAGCAGCCGGGAGUACGGCACCACACUCUGGCAGAGCUUCCACUUCAGCAACGCCACCAGCCUCAAAGCCGGGCUCUCCUUCACGCUGACCGUGGAAGCCUCCAACAUCUUUACAGUGCAGAAAGGGCGCAGCGAAUCCAGCACCCGCCGGGAACGCGUGGAGGUGCAGCUGCCGGCUAAGAUUCCCCCACGCACAGCACUCAGCAUCCAGGUCUUGCGGAAGGAGGUGACGCUCUCCGUCCCGGUCCUGCUCACCAUCACCCAGAACGAAGCCAUUCGUACGGAGAUGGGCGAGUACCGCAGCGUCUCGGGUACCAACAUCAGUGCCCGCUAUACCUUGAAGCCUCUGCCAGCUGCAGGCAGGGAGCAAGCAGCCGCUGAGGGGAUGGAGCUGGUGCCUGGUACCAGGAUGGAGCUGUAACUGUAGCUUCGUCCCGGUGCCGGGUACUGGCUCUGUCCCCUUGGUGGUGUGGGAUCCCUGGGGACACCGGCGCUGCGUCAGACAUGGGUCGGCUCCGGCUGGCAGGACCUGUCGGUGCCUUCUCCCGCCGGGUGUUGCCAAUAAACGCCCUUCCCCAACC
Harpia harpyja (harpy eagle) is the source of this 2678-nucleotide messenger RNA. RefSeq names its product epidermal differentiation-specific protein-like. Gene Ontology annotation, biological process: lens development in camera-type eye; visual perception. The record is from RefSeq and is a predicted model, not a curated record. The coding region runs from base 1460 to 2518 and encodes 352 amino acids. The transcript has a single exon. Gene Ontology annotation, molecular function: structural constituent of eye lens. NCBI's taxonomy places the organism in Eukaryota, Metazoa, Chordata, Aves, Accipitriformes, Accipitridae.